AUGGCGCCUUCCAACCUACAAGGGCUUAAUAUCGUCCAGCCCAUGACAAGCGAUUCUGACUCGCAGGACUUGAUUCCACCGUACCCAGAGCUCGCUGCACAGCUAGAUCUAUGGGCAAACAUCACCUUCGACAAUGAAGAGGCGCAGCCCCACGGGCACAUCGAUGACAGGCGCGACGACGAGGGGGACGACGACGAGGGGGCUCGGGGGACGCUGCACGAUACCAGUGCCAGCAGAACGAACGGCGGGAAUAACGUCGGCUCUAUCGCAGCGGCACCAGCUGCGCCCCCAUUCCAGCUGAAUGAUAUCAGUGCAUUUUUGUCCGGCUUUGGCAUGGCUCCAUUCCCCGUGCCGCCGUCCCAGCCGCAGGCCGCCGGUAUAUCCCCAUCGCUCGUACAGCUCUUAGCGAUGCAGGCCGCCUUGAAACCACAACCCACCAUCGACACCCAAUCGCACAUUACAACUAGCUCCAGCGCUACCUCCUUCUCUGCUUCGUCAGAAGAAGCGCAGCCAACGAAACGUGCUCGCACUCGCAAGACUUCCAUUGAUUCCCCUAUCUCUGAAGCGCAAUCACCAAUCUCGACAGGCCCCCUGUCCGCGGCCGAGGACAAACGUCGGAGGAACACUGCUGCGAGUGCUCGCUUCAGAUUGAAGAAGAAGGAGAGGGAAGCUGCGCUCGAGGGGAAAGCGAAGGAGCUGGAAACUAGAGUGAACGAGUUAGAGAAGGAAUGCGAGGGACUUCGUAGAGAGAAUGGUUGGUUGAAGGGUCUCGUCGUUGGGGUUACAGGUGCUGCAGCAGGUCCCGUCCCUGUCCCGACCAUGGAGAGCGUAGCAGCCGGGCUGAAGCGACCGAGGGAGGAAAUCAGCACUGACCCAUGA
Molecule: messenger RNA, 879 nt
Organism: Pleurotus ostreatus (oyster mushroom)
Lineage: Eukaryota; Fungi; Basidiomycota; Agaricomycetes; Agaricales; Pleurotaceae
Exons: 1
Coding region: 1-879 (292 amino acids)
Biological process (GO): regulation of transcription by RNA polymerase II
Cellular component (GO): nucleus
Molecular function (GO): DNA-binding transcription activator activity, RNA polymerase II-specific; RNA polymerase II transcription regulatory region sequence-specific DNA binding
Source: RefSeq, a predicted model, not a curated record